Molecule: messenger RNA, 1397 nt
Organism: Asparagus officinalis (garden asparagus)
Lineage: Eukaryota; Viridiplantae; Streptophyta; Magnoliopsida; Asparagales; Asparagaceae
Product: R3H and coiled-coil domain-containing protein 1
Exons: 6
Coding region: 57-1118 (353 amino acids)
Molecular function (GO): nucleic acid binding
Source: RefSeq, a predicted model, not a curated record
GCCAACGAUUCCCUCGAUCUCAAUAAUUGAGAGUCCAAGAAACUCAAUCGGUAGAAAUGGAGAAGAACAAGAAAGAAACAAUCAGUGGCUGGAGCGAUCGAGUCGAAGAUCUCGUGGACAACGGCGACGACGAAGGCGCCAUUUCUUUACUCGAAUCGGUCAUCUCCAACCUCGAAACCCUAGGCUCCUCCUCCUCCUCCGGCGAUCUCCGCCUCGCCUCCGCCCUCGGCGAUCUCGCCGACCUACAUAGCUCCCGAGGCUUCUCGAUCAAGGCCGACGAGCUACGAUCCCGCGCAAUCCUCGCCCGUGCUCGUGCUGUUGCUCCCUCGGGUGUGGGAUCACGGGAUCCCAAGCGAGAAGAUGAAGAGAUUGGGGCUUCAGAGAGUUCAAAUGAUCGACAAGAAGAGGUUGAUGACUGGGAGGCCAUUGCAGAUGAUGGGGUAACAGGAGGACUUCUUCCUUCUCGGCAGGGAGAGACUUCUAGCCCUCCACGGGUGGAUCCAUCACCUAAAGAAGCUCCAAAAAGGCGUGGGAGAGGAUCUUUUUUGUACCAAAAGAGUUAUCUCUACAGUGACCAGCCUGAUGUAGAAACUACCAACGGCAAGAAUUCUGCAGCUGAGGAUGAAGUGGAGGUUCAUAAUCGCGGCCUUGAUGACGAGGAUGACCAAGUAUGGAAUUUAGGAUACGGUACCUCGCAUGUUCUUGUUCUGUAUGAUUUUUCUCCAUCCACUCGGACGACAGAUUUGGAGAAGCUAUUUGACGACUUUAGGGAUCGUGGGUUUGCCAUUCGCUGGGUCAAUGAUACUACAGCACUUGCUGUGUUCAGAACACCAUCGCUCGCUCAAGAGGCUCAGAGUACCAUUAACUGCCCAUUCAAAGUCCGGAAACUUGAUGAUGAAGAUGAUAUUUUGACUCAGAUCUCCAGAAGAGAUUUAGAACCUCCGAUUCUGAGGCCAAAGACAUCGGCAAGAACAGCACAGAGGUUGAUAGCUCAAGGAAUGGGAAUCAAGUUCUCCACAGACUUCGGUUCUAAUGAGCUGAGGAAACAAGAAAAUGCAAGGAAAAGUCGCAUAAUAGCUCGGCAGACUAUGAAGGAUGAUGCUUGGGGUUCUGACUGACCACAGAACUGGUUUUUGUGUUCAGUCUCCUAUUCUUGUUCAUGUUCGUAUCACCGUUUUCAUUGGCAUAAAUUUGAUCAAGUGUAUUGCGGAUUUUGGAGAACGUGUUACUGCUGCUUAAGUGAUGGGAUGGGUACUUGUUAGAGUUUUGCUAAUGCCCUGAAAAGUACUGGAAUUCUCCCUCUAUAUUGUCGUCAGUUCUUGUAAUCGUGUAUGUGAUAACACAGAAACAUAGAGAUAAUUGGAUGAUAAUAGCACAAGCGGUGAUCUUUUUUUUUU